AUGGGCGCUCUGAUCCUGCAGCUGUGUGCUCUUCUAUGCCUGGGGGCUCACUGGGUUUCUGGCAGCCCCAUCAUGAGCCUGGAGCAGUCUCCUCUGGAAGAAGACAUGCCUCUCUUCGACGAUGUCUUCUCAGAACAAGAUGGAGUCGACUUUAGCACUCUGCUGCAGAGCAUGAAGAAUGAGUUUCUCAAGACAUUGAACCUGUCUGACAUCCCCAUGCAGGAUUCAGGCAAGGUUGACCCACCAGAGUACAUGUUGGAACUCUACAACAAAUUCACAACAGACCGUUCCUCCAUGCCAUCUGCCAACAUCAUCAGAAGUUUCAAGAAUGAAGAUUUGUUUUCCCAACCAGAUAGUUUUAAUGGGCUCCGAAAAUAUCCUCUGCUCUUCAAUGUGUCUAUCCCUCACCAUGAAGAGGUAAUCAUGGCUGAACUCAGGUUGUACACACUGGUGCAAAGAGAUCGCAUGAUAUUUGAAGGAGUGGACCGGAAAGUUACCAUUUUUGAAGUACUAGAAGGCAAAGAGGACAAUGAGGAGGAAAGAAGCAUGCUUGCUUUGGUGUCUGGGGAAAUCUAUGGAACUAACAGUGAGUGGGAGACUUUUGAUGUUACUGAGGCCAUCAAACGUUGGCAAAAGUCAGGCCCAUCCACCCAUCAGCUGGAGGUCCACAUUCAGAGCAGACAUGAUGAAGCUGAAGACACCAUCAAAGGACAACUGGAAAUAGACACCAGUGCCCAGAAUAAGCAUGUUCCUUUGAUUGUAGUGUUCUCAGAUGACCAAAGCAGUGACAAGGAGAAGAAAGAGGAACUGAAUGAAAUGAUCUCACAUGAGCAACUUUUGGAGUUAGACAAUGUGGGGCUGGAUGAUUUUUCCAAUGGACCUGGUGAAGAGGCUCUUCUGCAGAUGAGGUCAAACAUCAUUUAUGACUCCACUGCCCGCAUCAGAAGGAAUGCCAAGGGAAAUUAUUGCAAGAGAACCCCACUCUACAUUGACUUCAAAGAGAUUGGUUGGGACUCUUGGAUCAUUGCUCCGCCUGGAUAUGAAGCCUAUGAAUGUCGCGGUGUUUGCAACUAUCCACUUGCAGAGCAUCUCACACCCACAAAGCAUGCAAUUAUCCAGGCCUUGGUCCACCUCAAGAAUUCCCAGAAGGCUUCCAAAGUCUGCUGUGUGCCCACCAAGCUAGAGCCCAUCUCUAUCCUCUAUUUAGACAAAGGUGUUGUUACCUACAAGUUUAAAUAUGAAGGGAUGGCCGUGUCUGAAUGUGGCUGUAGAUAG
Molecule: messenger RNA, 1275 nt
Organism: Sorex fumeus (smoky shrew)
Lineage: Eukaryota; Metazoa; Chordata; Mammalia; Eulipotyphla; Soricidae
Gene: BMP10
Product: bone morphogenetic protein 10
Exons: 2
Coding region: 1-1275 (424 amino acids)
Biological process (GO): SMAD protein signal transduction; BMP signaling pathway
Cellular component (GO): extracellular region
Molecular function (GO): growth factor activity; cytokine activity
Source: RefSeq, a predicted model, not a curated record